This is a messenger RNA of Saccostrea cuccullata (small rock oyster), 2445 nucleotides long. RefSeq names its product polyunsaturated fatty acid 5-lipoxygenase-like. The record is from RefSeq and is a predicted model, not a curated record. Gene Ontology annotation, molecular function: metal ion binding; oxidoreductase activity, acting on single donors with incorporation of molecular oxygen, incorporation of two atoms of oxygen; protein binding. Lineage: Eukaryota; Metazoa; Mollusca; Bivalvia; Ostreida; Ostreidae. Bases 54 to 2045 code for a protein of 663 amino acids. Gene Ontology annotation, biological process: lipid oxidation. The transcript is spliced from 15 exons.
AUUACAGAUAUAUAAAUUGCAUGUAAUAUGUAUCUACUGAUCAAAGAUCCACAAUGGUCACUUACGAAAUUAAAGUGAAAACCGGGGAUGUACUGGGGGCGGGUACAGAUGCCAACGUAAAAAUAGUUCUACUUGGUAGAUGUGGGAAACAAACGCAAUCCGCCAAUCUGGAUAACAGGUUUAGAGAUGAUUUUGAAAGAUUCCGGGCAGAUGUCUUCACCAUAAAAGAUAAAACAGAUAUUCCUGAAGUGACUGAAAUCAAGCUGCGGAGAGACAAAGCGGGUUCCCGCAGUGAUUGGUUUGUCGAAAAGAUCCAGGUAACCAAUCAGAAGAGCGGGUGUACUUCUGUUUUUCCAAUACUUCGGUGGAUACGUCCUGAUAUUGACCUUUAUUUUGGACGAUAUGACGCCUUUCUGCCUCAGUUUGAUCCUCAUCCAGAACAGCGAAGGGCUGAACUUUAUGAGAAAAGAAAACUAUACGAGUACCAAGAAAAAAGACCGGGAUUUCCCGUUCAGGUUAAAAAAGUCCCCGAUGACGAGGAAUUUUCCUUUUGUCACAAGUUUGAUCUGACUAAGAUGAAGCUCACUAUGGAGGCCAGCAAGGCGAAGGAGAUGAUAUUGGGUGAUGGAGCGUGGGAAACUUUAGACGACAUGAAAAAUAUCUGUUUGAAAACAUUUAAAGUGCCCAAGGGGAUGCUGGACUGGGAGAGUGAUAUUAGUUUUGGCUGGCAGCGCUUAAAUGGUGUCAAUCCAAAUAUGAUUUAUCUUUGUACCCAUCUACCAGACAAAUUUGGUGUGACUGAAAAAAUGGUUAAACCUUUCCUCGGGGGCCUGACAAUAUCCCAAGCCAUCAGGGAUAAGCGUUUGUUCAUCACUGAUCUAGAAAUACUGAAUGGGAUUUCUGUUAACGAAGGCUAUGUUUGUCCAGCACCCAUUGCCCUUUUCUUUGUUGAUGCUAGAGGUCAACUGAUGCCAGUAGCGAUACAACUCUUUCAACAGAAGGGACCUGAUAACCCGGUAUUUUUGCCAAGCGAUCCCCCAUAUACCUGGUUGAUAGCCAAAAUGUGGUUUAAUGUGGGAGACUCAAAUCUUCAUCAAACCAUUGUUCAUCUAGGUUGUACACACCUAAUUUUGGAGAGCGUGUGUGUAGCGGCCUAUAGAUGUCUGUCUCCUUCACAUCCUAUGUUUAAACUGCUGGCUCCUCAUCUUCUCUACCUUAUUGCAAUCAAUGAUCGCGGUCUUGAAAAACUUCUUGGGCCUGAAGGAGUAUUCGAUAUAUUGGCAGCGGUCGGAAGCAAGGGUGCUGCAGAGCUCAUUGCCAAAGGAACAAGUCCCUGGAGAAUGAAUGUAGAAGGAACAUAUCCAGAAUUUUUGAAACAUAGAGGGCUAUAUUGCAAGGAUGGAAAAAUUCUGCCAACGUUUUACCAGCGUGACGAUAGUCUAGAUCUAUAUGAAGCCAUUCACAGCUACGUCAGCGAGUACAUCACUCUCUAUUACGACACUAAAGAAAAAAUUAUCGAGGAUGAUGAAAUACAAAAGUUCGGACGCGAAUUAUCAAUCCCAAAAUACGAAGGAGGCUGUGGAAUUUUGGGUGUUCCUUUCAAAGACGGGAAGUUUUGUUCAGCAGAACAGGUGGCGCUCGUCUUCACUUCCGUUAUUUUUACCAGUAGUGUUGUACAUGCUGCUAUCAAUUUCCCUCAAUACGAUACGUACGGAUUCCCCCCGAACUAUCCGAUCAAACUCAAUGGAACGCCUCCUAAAGAUAAGAGGCCGCUGAAGGAAGAGGAAGUCGUGAAGGCCCUAGUCGACAAGUCUACGGCACUGGAUGUUAUGACUGUGGUAUCAAUUUUGAGUGAACGGGCUACUAACGCUCUGGGAGACUUUGAAGUGGACUAUAUAUAUGACCCUCCAGCAGUAAAGAUCGUGGAGGAAUUCAUACCGGAUUUGAAAAACAUCAGCUCAAAGAUCCGUGAAAGAAACGAAAAAUUGGUUAGAAAGUACGAUCAUCUCCUGCCAGAGGAAAUUCCAAAUUCCGCCAGCAUCUGAUUUUACAAGAUGUGAAAUAUUUUCUUUUGACAUAUUUUUCAUUUAGUAUAACUGUAGUAAAAUUCUAUAACGCCAUAGGUCAACUGUGAAAACACCAAUUUUCUGGGUGGUUUAAUUUCCAUUUUUCUUCAUUGUAUUAAAUCCCCCCCGAACGUAUGUGGUUUCCAUAAACCACGAAAAUCUGACCCCAGGAGAAUAAGUGAUUUUACAGCAGGAAGGAAAGUCAUUUAGAACCUAACCCGCUUUUUCCUCCAAUCAGUAGCUGCUAAAUUUUCAUAUGAUCUAACUCUUACUUAAAUCUUAUGUUAAUCCCUAUACUCACCAAAGCAUUGCUGUAAUGAUAACAGUGACUAAAAGGUUAGAAUAUCGUGUGUAAGACAUAAUUAAGACAGUAUUACAU